GUUGGUUACAGGCUCUGCAUUCAGUCAUCAGCUGUCCACGCGUGUUAACUAUUCGUUCGUUUUAAAAAUGAACGCGAUAUGAGCUGCGUGAGUUCAAGUUAAAUUUGCGAACGAAUAAAAUAAAUCGUUCGAAUAUGGCUGUGAUCGAUUUAAAAGUUUUUGACGUGAUCCCCGCGAGAUUGAACCUGGGUUUGAUGAUAUUCACAAGCUGUUGGGUCGUGUACAUGCUCCGUGUCAAUAUGAGUUUAAAUCUUAUCGCUAUGGUGCCACCCACACCUAGAAAUGUCUCGGUACAAUCUCAGUGCGGUUCAAAAGACGAUGUUAUGGUGAACAAGAGUAUACACAAUGCUGACAUCGCAGAAAUUAGAGAAGCUCCAAGACAGGUAGAUAACGGACGAGCACAAUUUAACUGGUCUACAGACCAGCAGGCGAUGAUCCUGGGCGCUUACUUCUGGUGCUACCCCAUCACCUCUUUAGUAGGAGGUAUGGCUGCUGAACGCUAUGGACCUAGAUACGUAGUACUCAUCACUUCGCUGGCCAGUGCAAUACUCACAGCUCUCGGACCUGUCGCCGCGAGAUAUGAUUAUAUAGCACUCAUCGUAACGAGAUUCUUCCUUGGAUUUGCUGGUGGAUUUAUUUAUCCUGCGUUACAUGUUCUCGUGGCGCGUUGGGCGCCCCCUGCUGAGAAGGGAAAGUUUGUGAGUGCUAUGAUGGGAGGCACUCUCGGGACAGUCGUCACCUGGUCACUAACAGGACCAUUGUUAGAGAAGUUCGGAUGGGCUUCAGCAUUCUAUGUCCCUUCAGCUUUAACUUUAAUAUGGUGCGGUUUCUGGUGGUAUUUGGUAGCAGAUACGCCGAAUGAACAUCCAAGGAUCUCAGACCAAGAAAGGAAAUACAUAUUAGAUGCCCUCGGAGACAGGGUCACGAAUGCGAAGGUUAGCUAAAUAUUUGCUAUGCAUAUGUAAAGUA
Molecule: messenger RNA, 969 nt
Organism: Papilio polytes (common Mormon)
Lineage: Eukaryota; Metazoa; Arthropoda; Insecta; Lepidoptera; Papilionidae
Exons: 5
Coding region: 135-944 (269 amino acids)
Biological process (GO): monoatomic anion transport; transmembrane transport
Cellular component (GO): plasma membrane
Molecular function (GO): transmembrane transporter activity
Source: RefSeq, a predicted model, not a curated record